Molecule: messenger RNA, 1380 nt
Organism: Populus nigra (black poplar)
Lineage: Eukaryota; Viridiplantae; Streptophyta; Magnoliopsida; Malpighiales; Salicaceae
Exons: 3
Coding region: 610-1380 (256 amino acids)
Source: RefSeq, a predicted model, not a curated record
AUCAUUUCUCCUUUUCGUGGAGUUCGAUAUCACUUGAAUGAGUUUACAGAACGUGCACCAGAAAAUGAAAAGGAGCUAUUUAAUCUUCGACACUCUUCAUUGAGAACCGCUAUUGAGCGAGGGUUUGGUAUUUUGAAGAGUCGUUUUAGAUCAAUUGAUGGAAAAUCUUUUUGGUCUUAUGAAACACAAGUAGAUGUUGUGCUUGCAUGUUGUAUUAUUCAUAAUCACAUAAUGGGGGUUGAUCCUUAUGACUUUCUUAUGGAAGAAAUAUGUUCGGAAAGUGAACCAAUUAGACGAACAAUCAACUUAAGUCAACGGGAGGAGAGGGAAGAGAAUAGGGAGUGGAUAACAAAAAGAGAAAUGAUUGCAUCAACCAUGUGGAAUGAUUAUAACACUCAAAGAAACUAGUAAUUGAGUGUUAGUUAUAUGUGUUUGUUUUUAUUAUGUCUUGUUUGAGUUUGUAUUAUAUUUGUUAUGUAUUUGGAGUAGAUGUUGACUUUAUUAUAAUUUAUCUUUUAAUUAUUAAUGGUAGUUGUUAUAUGAAAUUUAUUAAAUCUAAAUAUUGUAUGCUGUUAUUUUGUAUAAAUUUGUAAUUUCUUUUUUGUAGAAAUGAGUUCCACGCAGAAUGUAAAAUGCAAGGGCAAGCACUUCACAUGGUCUAAACCUAUGUCUCACAUGUUACUUGAGAUAUUAGCUGAGGAGGCACUUAAAGGAAGCAAACCUUCUUCCACCUUUAAAGCAGAAUCUUUUGUUAAGGUGGCUACAGAAAUCAGUCAAAAGUUCAACGUGCAAUGCGAGCCUAAACAUGUGGACAAUCAUCUCAAGACUGUGAAAAAAGAAUGGGGAAUAAUAACCAAACUUAAAAAUAAAAGUGGCUUUGGCUGGGAUGAUUGUUUGAAGAUGAUUACUGUUUCGAAAGAUGUAUAUGAUGAAGAAGUAAAGGCACAUCCCAAUCAUGACAAGUAUCUCAACAAAAAACUCGAUAUGUACGAGGCAAUGGCAAUUGUUGUUGGAAAAGACAUGGCAACCGGGAAUUAUGCCAAAUCAUAUGCUGAUGUCAACUUGGAAGAGAACACUGAAGAGCAAUCAAUUUCAAUUGAAAAUGAAGGGGAAUAUGAAGAAACUUCUAAGGGAAAAGAGACAUCUUCCUCUAGUACGCAAAAGAGGCAACAUAGGAAGAGAAAUCGCAUAUAUGAAGAUGAUGGUGUUGAAAAGUUGUCUAAACAGAUUGGAGAUGUAGCACUUGCAAUUCAAAGCCUCAGCAAAAAUCAACUUGAUGUUAAUGCGUUGUAUGCGGAAGUGAUGAAAAUUGAAGGCUUUGAUGAGAUCACUCUUGGGGAGAAUUUUGUGAACCAACACUACUACAGGGCUGCUUGCUAA